UUUAUACUAAAUUAUUAAAAGAUGGUAGAUGAAAAGAUCAUUAUUGCAAGUUCUGCUUCUGUGGCAUUACUCAUAGCUUAUUGCUUUAACUGUCUGUGGUCAGCAAUUUUCUAUAUUGGACUUGUGAGACUCCUUUUGUUCUAUUCUUCAGUAGCACAUUUCAUCAAUAAGUUCUUUAUCAGAAAAAGACUAAAUCUUAUUAAAAGAUAUGGAGAUGGUUCUUAUGCGCUUGUCACUGGUGGAGCUAAUGGAAUUGGAUUAGAAUAUGCCAUUCAACUAGCUGAAGCAGGGUUCAAUAUUAUUAUUCUUGAUUUAUCUGACGAGCUCUUACAAAAAGCAAAAGAAAAGAUUUUAGAGAAAGCACCAAAAGCUGAUGUCGUGAUGAAGGUACGCAAUCUAUGUGAAAUGACCAAGCAAGAGCAUUAUGAAGAAUUCAUGGAUGAAGUUAAAGAAUAUGAUAUUUCUGUUCUCGUAAACAAUGCAGGUGUUGCUGAUUACCAUCAAUUCCAUGAAACUACACCAGCAAGUGUCAGCAGAACUAUCCAAGUAAAUGCAAUAGCUGUCCUUGGUUUCACAAGAAUGUUUUAUACUAAGUUUAUGAACAGGGAAAAGAAAGGAGGUAUCAUCAACAUGGCUAGUGGUGUCGGACUUGCAUCAAAUAGUUUGGUGCCAAUUUACCCAAGCACAAAAGCUUUUGUUAAGUACCUUACUGAGGGACUUCAAGAAGAGUGCAAAGGAAAGAUAGAUCUUCUCUAUAUUUACCCAGGUGCAGUUACCACAAGCGCAACUGCAUUCAGAGUUGCUCCAGAUUCAACAACACCAGAUGUGAUAGCAAGGAAUGCUCUCAACUCUCUUGGUCAGGAUGGAUACAAUGCUGGAUAUUGGCUCCACGAUAUCUUCUGCAGUCAAGUCGAAGCAAUGUUCUACUGUAAUAGAGAACUUUACAGAUUCGUCGAAGAUGCAGCUGUCGAGAAAACCGGCUUAGGUAAAGAUCUCAGAAAUAUUGCCAAAGAUCAAGACAAGAAAAACAAAUAAUAUGUUGUUUCAAGUGUGCAC
This is a messenger RNA of Moneuplotes crassus, 1056 nucleotides long. Lineage: Eukaryota; Ciliophora; Spirotrichea; Euplotida; Euplotidae. The record is from the annotation of a GenBank genome assembly.